Messenger RNA from Chironomus riparius, 2025 nucleotides. The record is from the annotation of a GenBank genome assembly. Lineage: Eukaryota; Metazoa; Arthropoda; Insecta; Diptera; Chironomidae.
AUUUUUUGACGCUCGUUUGAAUAUUAAAAAUCAAAAUAUUUUUAUUAAAUUAAAACAGAAUUAAUAAAGAUAUGGCUGACAAAAGUAAAGCAGUUCCGUUCAAAAUGAAUGAUUUAGUAUGGGCCAAAAUGCCAAGCUAUUGCCACUGGCCAGGACGAAUUGUUGAGCCUAAUACGCCGCAAAUUGCAAAACUAAAGAAAAGUCCAACACAACACUGCAUUUUCUUUUUUGGAUCCAACAAUUAUGCGUGGCUUGAAGAGAAGAGUCUAAAGCCGUUUUAUGAGUUUAAAGAGGAGAUGAAGGCAAAAGGAAAGCCAAAAGAUCUUUUUGCAGCCGCUAUGAAUGAUAUUGAGUCGUUUAUUGAGAAUCCAGAGAACUUUUCAGCAUUAUUUGAGCCAAAAACGCCAGUCCAGAAAAAGAAAAGUGCACCAAAACCAAAAAUUAAGCAUGAUAUUGAAGCUGACUUUGAUAGUUUAAUAUCUGACAACAGUGUACCGUCCUCACCAAGUCCAUCAAAGACAUCCACACAAAUAACAUCCCGUAAGUCUAUCGAUAAACCAAAAUCUGAAAAAGUACCUCAAACGAAACGUAAAUCAACUCGCGAAUCUGACACAUUACUUAAUGAGGACAUGGACAUUGAACCAACAGCACAACCAGCAGCUAAGAAACCAAGAAAAUCAUCUCAAGCACCAAUUUCAUCUCCAAAACCAAAUGAAAAGAAUCCAGAAGAGUCAAGACGUCGAUCAGAUGUAACUGAUGCAGCAAAGGCUUUAAAGUCACCACGUCGUACUGAAGCAUCAUUGAAUGUUUAUGGCUUAAUUGGUGUUGGAAUUAUGGGAAGUACAAUUUUGGAGAACUUACUAGCCAGUGGACAUGAAGUUGUCAUUUACAAUCGUACACAAUCAAAAUGUGAGACAUUCAUAGCUGAAAAGUGCACAAUGGCUGGAAGUCCGCGAGAAGUAUUUGAGCAGUCUUAUGUGACAUUCGUUUGUGUCUCUGACUGUGAUGCAGUCAAGGAAGUUGUGUGUGACGGUGAACGUGGUAUUAUUGCAGCUGAUUGUGGUGGAAUUGAGAAAGGUUUGGUCAUGCUAAGUUCAGUUGAUUGUGAGACAUCGCGUGACAUUCACGGUGCUGUUUUGAUGAAAGAUUGUCGUUAUUUAGAGGCACAGAUUCAAGGAUCAAAGACAGAAGUUAAAGAGGGUAAAUCAAUUGUCAUAUCAGCUGGUGAGAAGUCAUUGCAUGAUGACUGUAAGACAUGCUUCAAUUCAUUUGCUAAAAAUACAUAUUAUUUGGGUGAGGAACCAGAAACUGCUGUAAAAAUGAAUUUAGUCCUUCAAUCAAUGGCUGGUGUACAAUUAGCAGCUCUGACUGAGGCAUUGACAUUAGCUGACUCACUUGGACUACAAUUACGUGACAUACUCGAGAUCAUUGGCUUGAGUAAUUUAAAUUCAGACUUUAUUGCUGAAAAAGGACUCGUUAUUGUGGACGAGAAGUUCCGUGAACCAUCCAAAAAAGUUGACACGAUGCAAAAUGAUCUAAAAAUGGCACUUGAAUUCGGUGAUACUUUAGAGCAACCAUUACCACUUGUUGGAGCAUCAAAGGAGGUCUUUAAGUCAGCCAAACGAAUGGGAUUUGGAUCAGAAGAUUGCGCUGCUGUCUAUUUUGCGCUUAAUUUCAAUAAAUAUUGUUAUGACUAUGGGAAUUAUACCGAGAAUGGAACCAUGUAAAUGGUUCAAACAAAAAACAAUUUAAGUGCAAAAAAAGGAAUCAGCAGUAAUAUCAAGUUCUGAUAAAUAUUUUUAAACAGUUAUUUUUAUAAGAAACGUGAAACUUUAGGACAAAAAUUAUUUUUUCUUCAUUUAUAUUAAGUUUUUGCUCUUUAUUUUGUUCAACUAGAUCAUUUCCUUUUAAUAUUUUAAGUAAAGUAGAUUUUUUUUUGGCAACCUUUUAUGCUCGGAAAGCAUUCAUAUUUAAAGAAGAAUGUAAAAUUAUUAACAGAAACAGAAAAUUUAUCAAUAAAAUAAC